GUGUCGCUGCACUGGGCUCGCAACUCAUGGCUGACGACAGGUCUACCCCACCAGCCUGUGGCUGUAAGGGAAUCCGGUCGUGCUUACUGUGCGAGUCUCCCGCCUGUGGAUUAGCGAAGGGGGUGCACAAGCCAAAAUCAUUUGUGUACAUCCCAGAGAAAGGCAUAGCCAAAGGAGUAGAGCACACCGAUGCAGCUGACUGGUGGUGGUUCCCAUUCCCCGGCGUCACCUUGAUAGAAGAGUUUGUUACAGAAGACGAGGAGAGGGAUAUGGUGCAUGCAAUGGAUCAGGAUGAAUGGAGACUUUCACAGUCUGGACGAAGAAAACAGGAUUUUGGCCCAAAGGUGAAUUUUAAAAAACAAAAAAUAAGAGUUGCCAAUUUCACUGGUCUUCCAAGUUUUAGCAGAUUGCUCUGGGAAAGGAUGAAGAGUCACACUGUCCUGAAUGGGUUCCUGCCUGUUGAGCAAUGUAACCUGGAUUAUAAUUCUGACCGGGGCUCUGCUAUUGACCCCCACUUAGAUGACUCUUGGCUUUGGGGUGAACGACUAGUUAGUCUAAAUCUCCUUUCAGAUACUGUGCUUACGAUGACAAGUUCUUCCACCAACAAUCUGCGGCUGAGAUCUACCUUGAAUCAACAUUGUGAACUGAAUGGACUCUGUACACAGAAUGUUAAUGAUAGCAAGGUGGUUGGUGUACAGUCGGACCACCAGGACUCUGUAGCUCAUGGUAGUUCUAUGACUGCCUUUGUUCCAUAUAAUGAUGUGGAAGUAGCUAUACAUGUACCACGGAGGUCAUUGGUAAUUUUAUAUGGAGAUGCCCGUUAUAACUGGAUGCAUGCGAUACACCGUGACCAUAUCAAGCAGCGCAGAGUUUGCAGUACAUUCAGAGAACUGUCUGCAGAGUUCAGUGCAGGCGGCAAGGAAGAGUCACAGGGACAAAUGCUGCUGGAUAUAGCCCUUGGCUUCCAAGGAAAAUCAGUUUAAAGACAACUCUUGUGUUCUUUUAAUUUUACCUCUUGAAUGCUUUGGUGCCACACAUGUACAUUUCCAUUCAUAUUCCAAAUCAUGAGGAACAUCCAUCCCCACACUUGAUAUAAGUCUAAGAUUUGCUUGGAGUGUUUUCCUUAGGGUAGGGUCACGUGGCGUAUUUUGCUGUUGCCUAUUUUCCUACCCAUUGAAGUCAAUGGGUAGCAAAAUCAGCUGCAAAAUAUGGCACGUGUCAUCCUACCCUUAAGAGGUUUUCCUGGGAAAUAUGAUUGUGAAGGUGGCCUCUAAUUCUUUAAAUACUUCCUUGUCAUAGGCCAUGUUGGUUUUGUUUCUAAAUACCACAACAUGGUUCUUUUUUAAUUUCGGUAAGUGUUUUUUUUAUUUUUAUUUACUUCACAAGCAGAAAGGAAAAUGUGCAUUGAAGCACUCACCAAGUAACUCUUGCUUAGAUGCUUUAUUUCUUAUAAAU
Molecule: messenger RNA, 1455 nt
Organism: Hyla sarda
Lineage: Eukaryota; Metazoa; Chordata; Amphibia; Anura; Hylidae
Gene: ALKBH4
Product: alkB homolog 4, lysine demethylase
Exons: 3
Coding region: 27-983 (318 amino acids)
Biological process (GO): protein demethylation; actomyosin structure organization; oxidative demethylation
Cellular component (GO): contractile ring; midbody
Molecular function (GO): actin binding; demethylase activity; oxidoreductase activity
Source: RefSeq, a predicted model, not a curated record